CACCUCGUCGCUGGCUGAACAUUGCCGCUCUCCGCCCAGUCGCGAUAAAUCGAAUUCUCCGAUUUAUGUUGUGCACGCCGCCGCGUUCGUUGGCGAGGGCCGUGAAGUGCGCCGCCAUAGUCCUAGCCCGCCGUACCUUUGUAGCCGCCGCCGCCGCCGCUGCAGUCGCGCGGAGUGCCGAAGUGUGUACAUAUAAAUGGCGGCUGACGAAAAAUGGUACUUUACGAAAGAACAGCUUGCAAACACACCGAGCAGAAAGUGCGGCAUCGAUGCGGAUAAGGAAUUGAGCUACCGGCAGCAGGCGGCCAAUUUCAUCCAGGAUAUGGGACAACGGCUAGUGGUAUCGCAAUUAUGUAUCAAUACAGCAAUUGUAUACAUGCAUCGUUUCUACGUAUUUCACUCGCUGUCACAGUUUCACAGAAACUCUAUAGCGGCAGCAGCUCUUUUUCUAGCGGCAAAAGUAGAAGAGCAGCCCAGAAAGUUGGAACAUGUCAUCAAAGUGGCACAUAUGUGCCUUCACAGAGAUACGCCGGCUCUUGACACAAAGUCUGAGCAAUAUUUGGAACAAGCUCAGGACUUGGUGUUUAAUGAGAAUGUCCUGCUUCAAACUUUGGGGUUCGACGUUGCUAUUGACCAUCCCCACACACAUGUUGUUAGGUGUUGUCACCUAGUAAAAGCGAGCAAGGACUUAGCCCAGACUUCGUACUUCAUGGCAUCUAACAGUUUGCAUUUGACAACAAUGUGUCUCCAAUACAAACCCACUGUAGUUGCUUGUUUCUGUAUUCAUCUCGCGUGUAAAUGGUCUAAUUGGGAAAUACCUCAAAGUAAUGAAGGGAAAUACUGGUUCUGGUAUGUUGACAAAUCAGUGACGUCCGAAUUAUUGGGACAGCUCACUGGAGAGUUUUUGCACAUAUUUGAUAAGUGUCCUUCGAGGCUCAAACGAAAAAUUCGGAGUAUUUCAGCAAACCAAAGUCCAAAUAUGUCUCAUCCAACAUUAUCUAAUUCGCCAUUUGACGCUGAACCACGUAAGGUUCAAUCACCGGCGAAUGCCGAUGGCGGCCUUUGUUUCCAAUCAAAUCGGCCGUUCCAUCCGGAGAAGUCUGAGACGGACUCGACAAAAAAAUCCAGCUCUUCAAUAUCCGGGCGUACAUCCGUCGACUAUCGGGAGUACCGCGAGAAAAAGGAGCGUGAACGCCUCGAGCGUGAGAAAGUCGCAGCCGCGAAUGCCUUGACGGUUUCUCUGAGCGUAGAUCCGAGCAAACACCACUCGCAUCAUCACAAGCAAAGUUCAUCUAGUGUGGGUGCGCCAAAUAAACACACGAGCUCUGCAUCCUCGUCGUCGAGCGUCAUGAAGCAGGCUGUGCAUCACAAUCAUCACCACAGCUCGCGACAAGAUGUAAAGUCCUCUUCCCAAAUAAUGAUUCAACGACACUCGACGGUCAGUAGUCAGCCACGUGAUUUAAAUCGCGAUAGGCAGAGAAUGUCGCGAGAAUAUAACUCUACGAGCAACACGAGCGGUGGUACUGUUUAUUCCCAUGGUCACUCGCUGGAUAACUGCCUUGAUCCUGUCUUGAAUAGUCUCGCCCAAGAUUCGUCUACUAUUCACCCGCCUGAGAAGCUCAGCAAUAAUGUACAUAAGUCCUCGUCGCACGACGGUCGAACAAACGAUCCAAGGCAUCCUAAGCAACAACAACAGCAACAGCAACAGCAGCAACAGCCGAAGGAUGUCAUAAAGCCUUACACCAAAUACCCCGAACCAGCGUCCACGUCGUCACGGACAUCGAGGAAGCCAGAUAUGCUUGAACAGAGAAGCGAGGAGGUAAGGAAGCUUAUCGAGAAGCCCUUACCACCUCCAAAACCGAGAGCGGAGGUGCUAAAAGAAGAAUAUGCGGCGAUGAUGUUAAAACAAUCGCAUCAUCCGUCUAAGUAUGGACAUCAGCCUGAAAAGCCAGUUGCUAACACGACACAAGGGGUCGCCUUACCGAUGAUAGAAUCGAAAAUGCUAAACGUCGGUCAGACGGCUUUCUCGGUUGAAAAAUCACCCAACGCGCCUGUCUCAGCCUCACAAAUACCCCAUAAGUCAUUAUCAGCCUCUUCCAAGGUUAAUCAAAUACUGCCGAUGAAGAAUGGAAGUUCAUCAUCGUCGUUGUUAGCGUCGUCAACUUCUUCCACGGCAGCCUCUGCUUCGCUCGGCUUACUUAACAAUCUUGACGAUGCCAAGGCAGAGAAGAGGCCACGAGGGCAGCAACAGCAGCAAGAUGGCUGUGCUGUUUUGCAAACGUCACCGGCUCCGAUAAAGCACAGAUCACUCUUCAGCCCAGAAAAGACUCCGACCCCGUCACCAAGGGAGUCUUCGCACUCCCAGAGGUCAAAGCAAAAGCAGAAAACAUCUCCAGCCUUGCCCAAACAGGAUCUAUUGCCGUCCUUUACGAAUCCCAGUCCCGCGCAGCUCACUUCGGAAACGCUACAACUGAAACAGAGGCUGUCGAAUAGUACGAGUUCAACGUCUUUAUCCUCGCAGAAGCAACACCGAGGUGGGAGCAGUAAUGUCGACACCGUCCUUGAUCAAGACACUAAACAUCACCUACCGGAAGGACAGUCUCGCAGAGUUGGUUCAAGUUUUAGUAUACAAGAACCAGCGAUGAUCAUAGGCAACCGCAUUCCGGAUCUCGCACAGUCGGCGAAGGAUAACUCUUUGGGUAGUAGUAAGCCCGUAGUAGCUUCCAUAACCGAUGUAAAGCCAGCUCUCGAGAGCAUCAAGUCCUUCGAUAGCAUCGACCCUAUAAUUUUGACUACUUCAAAUCAACGGCACAAGCAGCAGCAGCAGCAGCAGCAGCAGCAGCAGCAGCAGCAGCAUCAUGGCCUCAGUAAUGGAUUGGAUGCGAGUAUUGUGAAACAAGAGUAUUCGACGAUUGAUCCAUCCAGCUUCCUCGUAAAACUCGAGCCACCUGAUGAGUUGUUGAGCAACGAGAUACCAACGGAUCUGAUGUUCAUGAAGCAAGAGCAGCCAAAGCUCUCCGACUAUCUGUCGUUCCACGAUUCAAUAGCGAAGAACGAAGUCGUGGACGAUUUGGAACUCAGCAACUUAAAACAGGAAAGCUUCUCGCCACUAAAAUCCGCGCAAAGUAUCAGCGCAUUGCUGCAGGAACCUCUCGCGCCCAUGCCUUCGUUGCUUCAACAAGUGCCGAGCUACGAGCAGCCACAGCAACAGCACCAGCUCAUCGUCGAGGAAAAGGUCGUACCGCAAUUGCAGCCGGAGCCGCUACUUCCCUCAACCGUGGACAUGAGCGAGCUCGCUGGUCCUAUACAGUGCACGGUGGAUGUGCCGGCAUCGUCCGUAACGAUCGCGGUCGCGGCCGUACCCGUUCCCGUCCCUAUUGUUUCCGCACCCGUCACCGUUCAGCCAGUGGAGGAAAAGAAGUCCGAGCAUCGAAGCAAAAGCGAAAAGAAAAAAAAGGAAAAGAAGCACAAACAUAAGGACAAGGACAAAUCCAAGGACAAGCAUAAGCACAAGCACAAGGACAAGGACAAGGAGAAGCACCAUCGCGACAAAAGUGAACGGGAGAAAGAUAAUAAGACUGAAGAGGGCAGCGGCUCGACAAGCGGCAACGCGUCCCUCGGCACUAUACCUAUUAAAAUUACUAUACCUAAGGACAAGCUGAAUCUGAGCUCGGAAUCGAUUGGAAGCUCCUCCUCCACUAUGACUACCACGAGCAGUAGCAGCAGUCUCAAGAUCAAGAUACCCAAAGAGCGACUGAAAGGUGCGGAAGUUUCGACACAUCAGCAUCAACAGCAGCAACAUCAUCAUCAUCAUCAUCAUCACCAUCAUCAUCAACAACAACAGCAGCAGCAACAGCAGCAGCAAGUUGCAUCUCAGCAACAAGCACCUUUAAAAAUCAAGAUACGUACCGAUGCGUUGUCCAGGAGCGCGAGCGAACUGCAGAUGCCAUCCCAGCUGGAUGGGAACAGCGGCAGCAGGAAGCGUGAGCGCGUCGACACGAUAGAUGGGUCGGGCGCGGGUGCGCCGCCAGCCAAAAAACAGCAGCAGCAGCAGCAGCAGCAGCAGCAGCAACGCCAAAACGGCCGGCAUAACUCGUAUAAUUCGGGCAGCAAUGACAAGCCGGACCGAUUUUACGAAGCCGUCGAAGUUAAAACAGAUUCGGGUGAAGCCGUCGAGGGACUUCCGAAGAAAUUCGUACCCACGAGCUACGGUUCGUCCCCGAAAUUUUACUCCUAA
Molecule: messenger RNA, 4237 nt
Organism: Ceratosolen solmsi marchali
Lineage: Eukaryota; Metazoa; Arthropoda; Insecta; Hymenoptera; Agaonidae
Product: cyclin-T
Exons: 10
Coding region: 197-4237 (1346 amino acids)
Biological process (GO): regulation of transcription by RNA polymerase II
Molecular function (GO): cyclin-dependent protein serine/threonine kinase regulator activity
Source: RefSeq, a predicted model, not a curated record